Molecule: messenger RNA, 2124 nt
Organism: Saccostrea cuccullata (small rock oyster)
Lineage: Eukaryota; Metazoa; Mollusca; Bivalvia; Ostreida; Ostreidae
Exons: 2
Coding region: 81-2105 (674 amino acids)
Source: RefSeq, a predicted model, not a curated record
GUAGAGUCUAGGGAUUUUCCGCUGUUUAAUGUUCUCCUUGCAGACCUGUGACAUUCGAGAUUAUAUACAUGUACAUCUAAAUGGAACACAUACCACGACUAUCAGAGGCCGUGUAUGUAGUACUUUGUCGUAAAAUAGGGAGUCCUACACAAGUGAGGAUCAGGAGAGAAGUGAUGGACACCAUGGAGGCGGUGAAGAAACCUGUGUUCAUAAGGAGGAGUCUCAACAAAAUGAUGAGUGGGAGUAGACGUGAGGGAUUGAGAAUGAAAGGCUCAGAUACCGAUUACAUGUUUUGGCCUCCAGACCACAAAGUUAUAUGUGAUCUCUCUCAAAUCAGUCUCUAUCGUAUCUCACAACACACCGUGAUUCUGAUGGAGUAUGAUGAUUUAACUCCUGGAUUCACCAGAUUAAGUCUACUGAAUCCAUCAAAUAAUGAAAAAGUAAUAUCCUCUUGCAUAGAGAUCAAUAACAAUAUUUAUUUAUCUAGUACAUUAUUCCGAGAUAACUACCUACGAUUCGUACAGACCUAUAAUUUGUCUUCAACUUCCCAGACUCAUGGACCUUGUGCAACGUUUUGCCACAAUAAUACAAGAGAUGUAGAUUUUGCAUUCUGUCUCCAAUCCCCUCACUGGCCAGCAAUAGCUUUACCUUGGAAACAUAGAUGUCGUCAACAAAGUUGGCCGUCCGAUGUAGUUAUAUCAGAUAUAUUAAGAUCAGGAUUCCAUGUUGUUCCUAUCGGCAGCACACCUGGCAGCAUACUUGAAUGGAGAAUUUCAUUCUCCCUGGCGGAACAAAAAUUAGUUAAUGCAAUGAAUCAUACUCAGUUUUUAUGUUAUGGACUUUUAAAAAUAUUUUUAAGAGAAGUUGUUAAUUUAAAUGAAGAUUCACCCGUUCUAUGUUCAUACUUCACAAAAACUGCUGUAUUUUGGGUAAUUCAAACUAACAACUCCUUGCCUUGGACACCUGAAAACUUAUUGCCUCAUUUCUGGGAAUGCUUUAAAUUGUUAAUAAAUUGGAUAUUUUUUGGAGAAUGUCCAAACUUUUUUAUUCCAAUAAACAAUAUGUUCCGAUUUAAAGUAACUGGAUCCAUACAAACAGUAUUGUUUAAUAAGUUUUAUGAAUUAUAUUGCAAGGGUAUAUCAAGUCUGUUACUGAGUGAAACGUUAGGACUGUUUCUCAGUCAGGUCAUUUUAAACAGAACAUUGAGAGUCUGUACUGACGAGAACAGUAUCGUUACUAACACUGAACUUGAUAUUAGUUUAUUUGAGAAGUUCUGUGCAUAUAGCCAUAAAGUUUUAAGUGUUGUAGAAUUUGCAGCUUUCAUGAAAAACAUUGAAAUAGAGAUUUGUAAAAGGUUGACGCCAAACAAGGAGGCUGCACUACAAUUUAUGACGUCAGAGAUAUUACGUAACACUGCCAUGCUGAAACUGUGUGAUGAAUAUCAAAAUACAAAUCGUAAUAGGGUUUAUUACAAAGCUAGUUACGUAUCCCGAUUGUUAAAAAUCUCAUGCACAUUAGGUUGUUCCUCAGAUAUUCUAUAUCUUGCAAUGUAUUUUUAUAAAACAUGUAGAUUUGAACCGUCACUUAGUUGUUUACACAAAAGUCAGGACAGAAUGUCAAAUCCAUGCAUCGUGUACUAUGAUCACGUGAAUGAAAAUAUGUAUAGACGUUGCACGGUGGGGAUGUCUCUGUGUCAUAAAAUGAGAAUCGCUCUAGUUCUAGAUAUUAAAUUACACAGUGAAUACACAUACAUUGAUGAACUAAUUCUAGAGCAGAAGACCAGUGAGGAGAAUGGUAUAGAUAUAUUGCUCAUUCCACCUCUAGUGAUGUUACACAUGUUAUUUAUACUCAAUCACCACAGACUGGGUGACACAAUCAGGUCACAACAAUCUCUACAGGAUCUACACACUCUGUUGCUUUAUGAUGAAGGAGUGAAUGUACCAAUUUAUGAAAGAGAUAUUUCUUGGCAAAUUCUUGGAAUCUGUCAACAAAUCUUUGGGGACUUCCCGGGAGCUCUGGAAUCUUACCAACAUUCACUGCAACAGAAUUCUUUUCACAAGAUUCAGGAAGCAACGCUGUUUAGAAUUAAUUCUCUUUCUCAAUGAUUGAUGUAAACAAACCCCA